AGAAAAUAAAAAUGUCAUCUUUGAACCAAACAAUCACGCCGUUUAGUUCUAUAAGCGGUCCUGCUACGCCCAAAUCGAGCCUUCCUAACUGCCUCAGAUCCUUCUCCGAUCGGACUCCUCAAUAUUCUUCUCCAAUCCUUUCCUGCUCCCAAAAGAUUACUACUUUUUUUUUUGUCUCUUCUGCUUCAGAGCCUGCUGCUCUUCCCCGUUCCCAAAAUCCGAACUUGGCUUAAAAUGAGAUUAUGAACAAAGUCAUGAAGUUCAAACCGGGAGAUGAGGUGGAAAUAUUAAGAAGAAAUGAGGAACCAAAUGGCUCUUGGUUUCCUGCAGUGAUUUCAUCAGUUCUUGUUGACAAGUAUUCUGUAAGAUACAAACUAUUCAUAUCUCCUCGAGGAAAGCCCAUUGUAGAAACAGUAGAUGGUAAAGAUGUCAGGCCCUCCCCACCUUUUGUUCCUUGCAAGCAAGAUUGGAGUAUCGGUGAAAUUGCUGAGGUGCUUGAUACACAUUCUUGGAAGGUUGCAAAGAUUGCUAAGAUUCUGAAGAAUGGAUAUGUUGUCGCCAAAGUCCUUGGCUCUAUCCAGCUUAAAAUGUUUCCUCUAUAUGAUGUAAGGGUUCGACAAGCUUGGCAGACCAACCAUUGGGUCAAUAAGAUCGCAAAUGAGAAGUAUUUCGAUUGUGGUUUGAUCCCUUCAAGCUCCAAACACACAACGAAAGUCAAAGUCGGAGCACACCAAGAACCUUACGUCAUACAGAAGGUUGGGACAAAACACUCGGAACCUUACAAUGCGCAUAAAUUUGCCAGAAAACAGUUUGGUGCCAUGCCUCAUACGACUUUGAAUAGGGACCUCAGCCUCCGCUACAUCUCAACUCCUGAUCAUGAGAUAAGAGCUACAGACAGGAAAAGGAAGCCAAGCUCGGAAGCUGAUGACCCUGACCUGCUUACCAAAGAAACUUUGCCUAGAAAAGUAAAUGCUGUUACUUUCUCUAAAGUUUCAGAUCAUGGAAAUCGCAUUCCUCAGUCCAGUAAAACUAGAAACAUGAACUCUCAAAUACACACUGAUAGGUUGUUCCUAGAUGAGCAUGACAUGAGAUUAUUUAGAAGACCUAUGGGAGUUGCUGAAGAGGCUGAUGAAUGCUCCAUUGCUAGCUGUAGCAGUAACGAUAUAGCAGAAAGUUAUUCUGGAGGUAUGAGAAAACAUUCUACGAAUUCUUCUGGUGAAUCUUCUGCUUUCAUGUCUUUGAGUUCGUAUAAAGGUGAGAGAGAGCAAGAAAACACCUCUAAAGAUAAGUUAGCUGCUAGCAUCCAUAUGUUAGAGCUACAUGCAUAUCGGUCCACUCUGCAAGCUCUAUAUGCGUCGGGUCCUUUAAGUUGGGAGCAAGAGUCACUUCUAACAAAUCUACGGCUCUCUCUCAACAUAACUAAUGAGGAACAUUUGCUUCACCUAAAGCAGCUACUGUCUGUGUAGUGAUAGAGAUUUUAACCUUCCGAAGAUUAGUUUAUGUUGCAUUUCUUGCUGAGAAAGAAUUCUUAGUCCAGGUUGACUCAGCGAUACCCUGACAUCUUCCAUUAGCUUGGCUCUUUUUUCAUGUGUAAUAUGACUAUCACAUUGAUUUAAACAAUGUUCACCUUAUCAUUAAACGAUAUGGUUGUGGUAAUUAGCUUCAACUGCAAAUAAUGUAGUGAGUUGCAAACUAGACUCUUCAGAAAUGAUCAAAUGUUUAUCA
Zingiber officinale is the source of this 1725-nucleotide messenger RNA. RefSeq lists its product as uncharacterized. The transcript has 3 exons. The record is from RefSeq and is a predicted model, not a curated record. Bases 243 to 1466 code for a protein of 407 amino acids. NCBI's taxonomy places the organism in Eukaryota, Viridiplantae, Streptophyta, Magnoliopsida, Zingiberales, Zingiberaceae.